This is a messenger RNA of Cuscuta campestris, 1204 nucleotides long. NCBI's taxonomy places the organism in Eukaryota, Viridiplantae, Streptophyta, Magnoliopsida, Solanales, Convolvulaceae. The record is from the annotation of a GenBank genome assembly.
CGGCGACCAUAAGAGAGGCCCUGGAUGAAUGAAUGGUUUUGGACUGGUUAAAGAAAGAAAAAGAAGAAGAAGAGAUAGAUGGAUUUCUGGCCGGAGUUCCUCGCCAGCAGUUGGGGGAGAGAGUUUGUGGCGGGAGGAUUCGGCGGGGCGGUGGGGAUCAUGGCCGGAUACCCCCUCGACACCCUCAGAAUCCGGCAGCAGCAGGCGGGGGCGGGAUCUGCCUUCGCCAUUCUCCGUCAGGUCGUCGCCUCCGACGGCCUCCGGCCACUCUACAGAGGCAUGGCUGCUCCCCUUGCCUCCGUCACCUUCCAGAACGCCAUGGUCUUCCAGAUAUAUGCACUGUUGUCAAGGGCAUUUGACAGGGACGUUCCACCCAGCAGCCCACCCUCCUACAAAGGAGUCGCAUUGGGCGGAAUGGGAACAGGAGCCAUCCAGAGCCUGAUCCUCAGUCCCGUUGAGCUGGUGAAAAUCCGCCUGCAAUUGCAGAAACCCCAUGACAACAUAUCAUCAUCAUCAUCAGUCACAAUUCACAACAAAGGUCCAAUAGACGUCGCCAAGAAAAUAUUCAGACAAGAAGGUUUGAGAGGAAUGUACCGUGGUCUAACCAUCACCGUCCUCAGAGACGCACCAGCUCACGGAUGGUACUUCUGCACGUACGAAUACAUGAGAGAGAAGCUCCACCCGGGAUGCCGGAUCAGCGGUCAAGAGACUGUCAAAACCAUGCUUGUGGCAGGUGGUGUCGCGGGGGUUGCCAGCUGGAUCUGCUGUUACCCCCUUGACGUGAUCAAAACCAGACUUCAGGCUCAGUCCGAGUCUUUGUAUUCUCCUCCAAGAUACAACGGCAUUGUGGACUGCUUCAGAAGGAUUGUGAAAGAAGAGGGACACAUGGUGCUCUGGCGAGGACUUGGAACGGCAGUUACGAGAGCAUUCAUAGUGAAUGGUGCCAUUUUCACAGCUUAUGAGACUGCUCUAAGGUCCAUCUCUAACAACAACACCAACACCAACACCAACACCAACACCAACAAUCAUGCAACAAUCUAUGCAGAAGAUUAGAAUAUCAUCCCUCCAAUGUAUGUUGUCCCUUGUUACAAAAGUAUUUAGAGAUGUAGAAGGCAUAGCUAGAGACAAGAAGUCUUCUUUUGUUCUGAAAGUAGAACUUUCUAAGCAACAAUUGAUGAUGUAUAGCCAAUGUGCUAGGAAUGGA